AUGUCCUCCGGAUUCGUAUCAGCCGGAACAGACCAAGAACCGGUAGAACGCGACGAUGAAUGGCUCCGCGUCCAACAAGAGCUGGAGGAGGAACGACGACGCAAGGCAGAAUUAGGCAAGCAAGCCGACGGCAAAAGUCUCUACGAAGUGCUACAGCAGAACAAAAACUCGAUUAUGGAGUCGACGCGCGCGCAGGAGGCCGCUGUCAAGAAGGAGACUGCGGAGCAGCUUGAGGCUUUCCGGAGACACAGGGAGGAGGCGGAGAAGGUUGCGCUUGAGGAGGGGACUGCCGAUGUUACUCCUGCCGCUGAGGGGGAGGAUUGGAAGAUCCCUGCGCGUAAGAGGAGGAGGGAUAAGAAGGACCUUUUGUUUCCGGGAAAGAAGCGCAAGUCUACUGCUGAAGUUGCGGGAGAAACUCUGUCGACUGGAGAGCAGAAGGUGAAUCAAAAGGACAGGGAACCCGGAAAAGUUGAUAAACAGUCUGUUUCGAUUCCGGCUGAGGCUGUUAAAGCUGAAAAGUCACAGCCAUCUGUGAGCGCAGCGAGUUCAGUCAAUCCCGUACGGCCCGGCAAUGCGAAGGUGGCGGUACCUGAACAGACUGAGAAGAAGCCAGCGGCCAAGCCAGCCCCGAUAGCUCUUGGCUUGUCUGGCUACAGUUCCGACUCUGAGUAA
Aspergillus oryzae RIB40 is the source of this 672-nucleotide messenger RNA. Its product is annotated as PSME3-interacting protein. Gene Ontology annotation, cellular component: nucleus. The record is from RefSeq and is a predicted model, not a curated record. Lineage: Eukaryota; Fungi; Ascomycota; Eurotiomycetes; Eurotiales; Aspergillaceae. The coding region runs from base 1 to 672 and encodes 223 amino acids. The transcript has 2 exons.